Molecule: messenger RNA, 1812 nt
Organism: Corythoichthys intestinalis (scribbled pipefish)
Lineage: Eukaryota; Metazoa; Chordata; Actinopteri; Syngnathiformes; Syngnathidae
Gene: clu
Product: clusterin
Exons: 10
Coding region: 149-1528 (459 amino acids)
Cellular component (GO): nucleus
Molecular function (GO): misfolded protein binding
Source: RefSeq, a predicted model, not a curated record
UGACGAGUCACGUGUCAGCUUGUCCCAGUUAUCUGGUGCUUUAUAAAUAAGAGCGCAGAGUGAUGCGAAACAGUUCAGGCGUCCUGAACCCUGAGGAUACACGUUCAGGCAUUUCUCACUGACACCUGCUGGCCUGGAGUCAGAGAGGAUGUUAAUGAUGAUGAUGAUGAAAAACAAGGGGUGCAAGGCGCUGGCUGUGGUGGCUCUUUUUCUUGCCUCGGCUAAUUGCCUGCUCCCUCCCACCAAUGAACAUCUCAAGCAGAUUUCCCUCGAGGGAGAGAAGUACCUGAAUGUACAAAUUGAGAACGCCAUUAAUGGAGUCAAGGAGAUGAAGAAUAUGAUGCAGAAAUCUUCAGAAGACCACAAGAAGGUUUUGGAUGAGCUGGAGAAAACCAAACAGAAGAAAGAGGAGGCCAUGCUGGCUGCUCAGGAGAUGGAGGCCAAGCUGGGGGAGCAGGAGGAGGUCUGUAACGAGACUAUGAAAGCUCUGUGGGAGGAAUGUAAACCAUGUCUGAAGAAAACCUGCGUCAAGUACUACUCCCGCACAUGCAGCAGUGGAUCUGGGAUGGUGGGCCGCCAGUUAGAGGACCUGCUGAACCGAACGUCUCCUUUCUCCAUUUGGAUCAAUGGGGAGAGGAUUGACACCCUGGAGCAGGAAGGUCAUCGUCAGAACAAAGAGUUCAGGGACUUGGAAGACAAAUACUCCGUGAUGGCUGACGGAGUGGAUGGCAUAUUUUCAGACAGUAUGAAGGUGGCUGAUCACGUGCACUACAACCCACCUAUAUUUGGUCUGCCCAGUUUCUUCCCGUCUCGCUGGCGGAGAAGCAUUCACUCGCUGUUCCACGACCCUUUCCCCAGCUUCCAGGGUUUGUUCUCCAACAUGAUGAGCAUGCACAGGAACCCCUUUGGCUCCUUUGGUUCUAUGAUGGACUUUGACACAGAUGCCCCCACUAAUGAGGACGGCAGUGUCAAUGAGGACGUUGUCAUCACCAAACCUUUCGGAGACGGCAGCAUGACCUGCAGAGAGAUUCGCCGCAAUUCAGCGGGCUGCCUCAAAUUCCGCGAUGAGUGUCAGAAGUGCAAAGAAAUUGAACAUAUUGAUUGUUCUGGAAACAAGCCAUUGGAAGGCCCCCUGAAGGAAGAACUAGAAAGAGCUCUGGCUAUAGCUGAGCGUUUCACACAGCACUACAAUGCUCUCCUAAAGCGUUUUGAGGAGCAAAUGUUCAACACAUCCGCUGUCAUGGAUCUUUUCAACAGGCAGUUUGGAUGGGUAUCAUCUCUGGCAAACAACACCAAUACCAAGGAUGACUUCUUCAAAGUAGAGACGGUGGUCACCAGGGACCAAGUGGCAAAGCCUGGAGAGGAUACCAUGCAGCCAGACACCAAAGUGUCCGUCAAACUCUUCAAAUCGCCACCCAUGAACUUAAACGUACCAGGUGACAUUCCCUGGAACGACCCCAAGUUCCCUGAGGUGGUAGCUCAGGAGGCUUUGGACCGCUACAAGGAUAUCACUGUCGUCGCCAAAUAGUGGAUUUUUGCUGAUCCAAACACACCCUGCAGUGAUUCACCAAGUCCUCAAUGAGUCCUUAUUCUGCAAAGCGACAGUUUAACGCUUAUAAGGUGUAUUUAGAUCUCCGUGUCCUGCUGGAAGAGAACAUAUUUAGUAAAUGAUAGUCUCUAGAAAGGCCCUGCGUGUGUUUAAGAUGAGGGGCUUUAACACUAAUACUCCUGCCUGGCUUUCAAGAGUUCAUCCUACUGUUUGUUCUCUAACCUCCUUUAACACCUGCGGAUUAAACUGGUUCUUGCCUCCAA